GAUUUGUUACGGUUUGUGGGCUUCAACUGUUAUUUUUUUCCUCCUUUGUAUAAAAAACAAAGUGCAAGAGAGAUGAGAUGGAGAGAGAUCUGAGGGAGAAUUAGGGUUUGGCUAGAUAUGGAGGAGGAGGAGGUGAAAGUGGUAAGUGAAUUCGGGAAGCUUGAUAUUGCAAGAGCAAAGGCUGCAAGGGAAAGAAAGGAAUUGAAGAGAAAGAAAAAGUUAAUAAGGGCUUCGCAGGCCUAUGUAUGCAAAUCCUCUUCCUCAUGUUUUUUUUUUUUAUCUCUUUGGUUUUCUUGUCGUCUAAGGGAUACUAGUCUACUCUCAAGGAUUUGGAUUUUGAUUUUCCAGGGUUUUGAUUUUGGAGCCUCUUACCCUAGGUUUAGAAUAACUGAGUCUCCAAUGCCCUUUGAUUAUCAUAUCAUCCUUUAUGCUAGUCUUGGACUCCACUGCUACAAUUUUCACAAGGGAACAAACUUAAAGUUUGUGCACUGGGUAAAGUUUACUACCAUGUGCACUUCUUACUGUGACUUCUACAUAACUUUGGAGGCAAUGGAUCCGGCCUGCAACUCUGUCAUCUCUUUUCAGACUUUGUACAGUAGGAUUGGACGUUCGGUGGAAGGUGUCUGUAUUUGGCAGAUCUUGGCCUGCAGACCCACAUGUAACAAGGCUGUGAAUGAUAACCGGGAUGAGACAAUGGAUCAAUACUACCCAGCGGAAAUGCCUCAAUGGUUGUCUGAUGAGGCCUUGACUAGUGACAACAAAAAGUAUUACGUGGUGAAAGAAUCAGAGCUCCAUGAGAAUGACUGGCUGCAUCUAUUCAUGGAAAUCGCAUUCUUCGAAGCAAGUCCUGUAACUCAAUUGGUGGCUUAUCCAACCCUGGAGAUCGACAAGGUAGUUGUAGAAACUAAAGAAGAUUACACAACUGAGGCGCGUGAGAAGCUCCACGCAGAGAAUGCAAUAUUCUACAUAAGUUACAAGUAUAAAGGUGAUUCUUCAACUGGGUUCUCUGCUGAUAAGAGAGCUAUCAUAAGGAAAACCAUGGAUGGGGUACCAGAACACAUGACUCUUGAAUUUACUUCUCGGUGCGGGUGAUCACAAAGCUACGGUAAGUAAAGAACAAGAAGAAGAAUAGACAGACACCUCACGUAUGGAGCUGCUGGAUCAAAACCGAAAAAGAUGAUAAAAAUAGGGUUUAACACCACAAGUGUGGUCCGGAUCAAAACCAGAUAUGAUAAAAAUAGAUUUUGAUACCACAAGCGUGGUCCAUAUUAAAACUAAGAUACAUAGUGGAUGAAGGUUGCUAUUGAUACCACAAAGUGGUCCAAAUCAAAAGCGAGAUCCCAAUCAAGAGCUUAUAAGAGCAAUAAACUUUAAACAUUUUUCUCCAUAUAUUUCAUCAUAAGAUGUUAUGAGUAUUUAUACAUAUUAAGGGUGAGCUUCCUUAUGUCUAUGUAGAUUCUUGGGAUUAUUGAUUAAAGUUCCCCUUGAUUA
Messenger RNA from Capsella rubella, 1491 nucleotides. RefSeq names its product UPF0725 protein At5g63820. The transcript has 5 exons. Lineage: Eukaryota; Viridiplantae; Streptophyta; Magnoliopsida; Brassicales; Brassicaceae. Bases 118 to 1092 code for a protein of 324 amino acids. The record is from RefSeq and is a predicted model, not a curated record.